Cucurbita pepo subsp. pepo (vegetable marrow) is the source of this 1224-nucleotide messenger RNA. RefSeq names its product lactoylglutathione lyase GLX1. Gene Ontology annotation, molecular function: metal ion binding; lactoylglutathione lyase activity. Gene Ontology annotation, cellular component: cytoplasm. Lineage: Eukaryota; Viridiplantae; Streptophyta; Magnoliopsida; Cucurbitales; Cucurbitaceae. The record is from RefSeq and is a predicted model, not a curated record.
GUACCAGAUUGCGGUGUUUACCGUUUCCCCGUACACGAGAGUCUUGAGGCAUCAAGAGUAGGGCACUUGUUCUCUUCCUCUGCAACCCUUGACAGGCGCGCGACACUGAGACUAGUCGAUUUCAGUUGCUAUGGCCGAGGUUGCAUCUCUUGCUCCGAAUGCCGACUUGUUGGAAUGGCCCAAGAAGGACAAGCGUCGGUUUCUUCAUGUUGUUUACCGUGUCGGUGACCUUGACCGCACUAUCAAGUUUUAUACUGAAUGUUUUGGGAUGAAGUUAUUGAGGAAGAGGGAUGUACCAGAAGAGAAAUACUCUAAUGCCUUCCUUGGAUUUGGUCCAGAGGAUUCCAAUUUUGUGGUGGAAUUGACAUAUAAUUAUGGAGUUAGUUCUUAUGAUAUUGGGACAGGCUUUGGCCAUUUUGCUAUUGCAUCUCAAGAUGUAUAUAAACUUGUAGAAGAUAUAAGAGCAAAGGGAGGGAGCAUUACCAGGGAGCCUGGUCCAGUCAAAGGAGGAUCCUCCGUUAUUGCCUUUGCAAAAGAUCCUGAUGGUUAUAUCUUUGAACUCAUCCAAAGAGGUCCCACUCCCGAGCCACUCUGCCAAGUAAUGCUUCGUGUUGGUGACCUGGAACGCUCUAUCAAAUUUUAUGAGAAGGCCUUAGGAAUGAGGUUAUUGAAGAAGGUUGAUAGGCCAGAAUACAAGUACACCCUCGCCAUGAUGGGAUAUGCAGAUGAAUUAGAGACGACAGUGCUAGAGUUGACUUAUAAUUAUGGUGUGACUGAGUAUACCAAGGGAAAUGCAUAUGCUCAGGUUGCCAUUGGUACUGAUGAUGUGUAUAAGAGUGCUGAGGUUAUCAAACUGGUUAACCAGGAACUUGGAGGAAAGAUAACUCGACAAGCAGGACCACUUCCUGGAAUCGGCACAAAAAUUGUUUCCUUUCUGGAUCCUGAUGGUUGGAAGACUGUCCUUGUUGAUAAUGCAGACUUCCAAAAGGAAUUGGAACAUCAAUGAGCUGUGUCCUGUUAAAUAAACAAGCGAUGGGGUAAAACCGUCCUGCUUAUGUGGUAUCUACCUAUCUAUGUUGGAAUAAUGUAGAGUCUGACAAUGGCUCCAAAUCUUUCACAUUUUCAAGUGGUUGCACCUGUGGUAUAGCAGUUGCCAUGGCCUGUACGACGUUUCAAAAGCAAAAAAUCAAUCUACAAACUCUACUUCUAAGUAGUUCCAUGUUA